Molecule: messenger RNA, 3775 nt
Organism: Balaenoptera ricei (Rice's whale)
Lineage: Eukaryota; Metazoa; Chordata; Mammalia; Artiodactyla; Balaenopteridae
Gene: TMEM182
Product: transmembrane protein 182
Exons: 5
Coding region: 224-913 (229 amino acids)
Cellular component (GO): membrane
Source: RefSeq, a predicted model, not a curated record
CAGCCAUUCUCAGCUGCUGGGCUGGAGUCCCUCCAGGGGAGAGCAGAGGCAAUACAAACUCACCAGCUGGGUGCGAGAGCGAAGCCACCAAAACAGGAGCUCAGAGACACUUCUCAAGAAGAUUCUGCCUACUCAAAAAUCUUUAUUCUUUUUUGUUGAGGAGCUAGGUGUUCGCUGUUUUUUAUUUUCUUAUUUUAUUUAAAGGGAAACCAGUGAAUUGAAAAUGAGACUAAAUAUUGCCAUCUUCUUUGGGGCUCUCUUUGGUGCUUUGGGGGUUUUACUCUUUUUGGUGGCUUUUGGAUCAGAUUAUUGGCUUCUUGCGACUGAAGUGGGAAAGUGUUCAGGUGAACAGAAUAUAGAAAACGUCACUUUCCACCAUGAAGGAUUCUUCUGGAGAUGUUGGUUUAAUGGGAUUGUGGAAGAGAAUGAUUCCAAUAUCUGGCAGUUCUGGUACACCAAUCAGCCACCAUUGAAGAACUGCACGCAUGCUUACCUGUCGCCAUAUCCCUUCAUGAGAGGAGAGCACAACUCGACCUCCUAUGACUCUGCAGUUAUUUACCGUGGCUUCUGGGCGGUCCUGAUGCUUCUUGGGGUAGUUUCUGUGGUGACUGCGAGCUUUUUGAUCAUCUGCGCAGCCCCCUUCGCCAGCCAUCUUCUCUAUAAAGCCGGGGGAGGCUCCUACAUCGCAGCAGGCAUCCUGUUUUCCCUGGUGGUGAUGCUGUAUGUCAUCUGGGUCCAGGCAGUGGCUGACAUGGAAAGCUACAAAAACAUGAAAAUGAAAGACUGCUUGGAUUUCACCCCUUCUGUGCUGUACGGCUGGUCAUUUUUUCUGGCCCCAGCGGGGAUAUUUUUUUCUUUGCUAGCUGGAUUACUAUUUCUAGUUGUUGCACGGCAUAUUCAGUUACAUCACUAAUCAAACUGUUGCCACCAGUAUUUUCUUGAGAGAUUUUAAAACAGAGCAUUUUUUAAAAAAUUUUGUCUCCAUGAUCCUAGCAUAGAAUGAGUUGAUGUAACUUUUUAGCUGCUAUGUGAAUUAUGCAUUUUACUUGUGAUCUUCUCUAAUAAGAGGGUCCUAGAAUCUCUCCAGACUCCAUCUUGCUACCAUCUUAUCUAGUUUUUUAGGGAGCAGGUAACAUGGGCCUUCCCUUCACUGCACUUGUUAGAGUUUGCGGGUAACAAAGGCCUGGCAGUAGCAGAAAACAGUCACCAGGGGCAAAUCAUGAUUUGAGUUAAGCGUCCUCCUUGGCAUUCACUUCUGCUGCUAUUAAAAAAAUCCUUUGGAAUCCCGUAUCUGAUAACGAGGUUACUAUCCAGAAUAUAUUAAGAACUCCUGCAGCUUAACAACAAUAACAGCAACAACAACAAAGCAAAUACCAGAUUUAAAAAGGGGCAAAUGACCUGAGCGGACGUUUCUCCAAAGAUGAUGUACAAAUGGCCAAAGAAAAAAAAAAGUCCUUUGGAGAUUAUAAUUAAGAACAACAAACAAAUGUUGUCAGAGAAUUUACUCCAUUUCUUCUCCACACACAUAAAUAUCCACAUACACAUGUACUGACACCUGUGAGCAGAUUAUUCAUUAUUUAAAAAUAGACAGCAGUUGUUCUUGUAGCAGGGGCUGCGUGAACUCAUCAGUUACAGUGGGUCACAACAAAAACAACGUGCACUUAUCCCGCUUUCUUACCAAAAACAAGUUUGGUUAUGUAACGUAUUCACUUAAUUGUGCAUGCUUACAUAAAUCCUAAACUAUAUUUAAAAGAAGCAAAUCUGUACACCAAAUCACAUACAAUGAAGAUUGGAUUUUUAUGAACUUCAAGUGGGUUAAUUGUAUUUGUAAUAUGGUUGAAAACAUGUAAAAACCAAGCGCCUUCCCUUUGUACAUAAUUCUAUUCGAUAUUUUUAGAUUUCACUUAAAAAUUAUAUUGCUAAUAUGUUCAGCAUGUGAAAAUUUAUUGACGAAACGUGCUUUUAAUAUGCACUCAACUAUAAACUUUCAAAGUACUUCCAGAUGAGGCUAACAGCCUUGCUUUAUUAAAGACCAUGAAAUGUGAACUUUUCCCAGGACCUUAUGGAUUAUAGUCUUUCUGAUCAUUUGAUUCCCUUAACUAUCGUCCCUCCCUGUCUUCAGCUUUACAGCAGGUAUGUUAACAUUUACAGAUCUGCUCUUUCCUUUAACCUCUUGGAAGAUAACUUUUUGGGGGAUGGUUGUGGGAAUGAUUCUUUAUUAUUCACUAGAGUAGACAUUCUGCAUAUCAGAGAUUUUUGUUUGGCACUAAUUUUGAUUGAAAUCAAAUCCAUCUGAGAAUCCUAGGUCGUAUUUGCGUUUUGGAAGCCUCCUGACCGAGGAGUUCCCUGUUGGUGAAGGAACAGAGGCCCUGCGUGGUGUGCGGAGUGUGUUUCAGGCACAGCAUUUUACUCCGCAGCUGUUUGAAUACUGAGGGCCUGACUCGGAGGCACAUUAAACGGUGACCACCUAGAAGCCGCUGUAGGAUAGAGGCGUUGUUGCUUUCACCCCGGGGUCCCAUGAUGGGGAGAUUGCCUGAAUCUUCUCUGCACAUCUUGUACUUUCCAUUGAACCUUGUUUCAGUGGGAGGGCGCUCUGGGGGAAGAGUGAAGAUCUGAGGUAUCUGCAGAUCACCAGGGCAUUUUAAGGGUUAGUGACAGGACUUGCCUGUUUAAAAAAAAAAAAAAAAAAAGACUUCAGGGCCUUAACUGGUCUCUGAAGCUGUUUCAGUUUUAUCAUAAAUGUUUUCCUGGUCCUUUCCUUUGUCUUCUUCUGUUUCCUUUUUAUAUUGCUUCAUUUAUUUCUUUGCUUUUGGCUUGAUUAUUACAAAAAUAAUUAUGGGUUCUGUUAUGCAUAUUGACUGUGAUAUUAAGUUGUGGCAUGCUAUUAAGUUUUCCAGACGAUGCUAGAUGUAUUUGCUUAGUUCAUGUCAUCUGUAAAUACAAUUCCUUUUUGUGGAACUUUGGAAUGGAGCCUUUUUCUGUGUAUUAUAUACAUCAUUUAAAUUUCACAUGCAAGCUGCUUUUAGUAAAGGUUUGAAUAUUUGUAGUUUUCAGAUGGUUAAUCGUACUUUCUAAUACUUAUGCGACUACCAUAUAUUUAUCUUAAGGCAAUUGGCUGAAUAUCUGAUGUACAUGACACUUUUACACAGAUCCACACUUUGGAAGUGUUUCAUAGGUGUAAUGCAUCGGUCACAUGAGUUCAAACACAUUUCCUGACCUAUUUCACCAGCAAUCCAUGGAAGAAAGGAAGGUGAGUUGUAUUUGCUGUGUCAGUGAGUAAAAUAUACUUAAAAAUAGCAGAUAUAUUCUCGUCACAGCCUUCUAUCUCAUUUGGGGUAGUAUGUUUCCUUUUAUUUCUCUAUUUGGUGUAUUGAUUUAUUUCCAAAAGCUUUCAAAUGAAGUCUUAAAAAUCUUUUUAAGAGGAUUGAUUUUGCGUCAUAAAGUUUCAGUUCAACAAAUAAGAUAUCUUUUUGGUGACACUUCUAGAAAGAGUGAGGAAAGAGGGCAGUGAGUUAUGUCCUUGGACUUUGGUGAAGGCUGUGAUCUCUGCAUAUCGUGUUUGCCCAAGGAGUUUAGUUCAGUCGUGUGGCAGGGAGCACAGGAAACUGGCUAGGAAACCCUCCAGAGACAAUGAAUGAAGGUGUUCAAUUUGGGGUUGAGCGUAGGACUUUAAAUAAUACUAUUAGGUGUGCUCUUACUGGUCAUUGGCUGCUUUUAUGACUAAUCUAUGAAAUGUAUUUACUGAAUUUGAAGAUUAAAUCCACUUACAAGAGUA